Messenger RNA from Exserohilum turcica Et28A, 720 nucleotides. RefSeq lists its product as uncharacterized. Gene Ontology annotation, biological process: protein dephosphorylation. Gene Ontology annotation, molecular function: protein serine/threonine phosphatase activity; cation binding. The coding region runs from base 1 to 720 and encodes 239 amino acids. Lineage: Eukaryota; Fungi; Ascomycota; Dothideomycetes; Pleosporales; Pleosporaceae. The transcript has 4 exons. The record is from RefSeq and is a predicted model, not a curated record.
AUGGGCGUCAACAUCAUCGACGUCGGCGUCAGCAGGAUAUCAGGUGCUCGCGAGUACCAGGAGGACCGCUAUGUGACUCUGCUCCCCGGCUCCCUCAAGUCGCGAAAGGAGCUUGCUAUCUUUGCUGUAUAUGACGGACAUGGAGGCGCCGACGUCGUGAACCAUGUUGCCCAGCAUCUCCAUACUCACUUGGAACAACACUUUACAAAUCCAAAGGCCGCUAAUGCUACCGAGUACAAGCACGCCAUCCAAUGCGCCCUGCGUGCCGUGGAUCGUGAACUUUCGCGCGCCGACCUGGACGGCGGCUCAACAGUGACCCUAGUCCUCGUCGAUACCAAGCAGAAUCUCCUCGUGCAGGCAAAUCUCGGCGACAGCCAUUGCUACUUUGCCGACCAUGAUGCUCAAUCUCCCCAGUCCUUGUCUCCUCACUCGCCUACACGGAAUAAUUCAACCACAAGCCAGGCCGGCUGGAACGUCGAGCCACUCAGCGUAGAACACACACCAGACAGCCCCUUGGAGAAGCGGAGGAUCGAAGAAUCCGGCGGUGAAAUCAACUACACAUCUGGCAUCGCCCUUGGAAGAGACACGCCCUCUGGAGCCCGUGUGGGUGCGCCCUCACCCCCAACCGCCAUGGAACUCUCCAUGCCUAUGCGAAACAAGUUCCGCGACCCGUGGGGUGGAAUAAAUGUCGCAACCGCUCUGCACUGCCUCAAACACUAG